Messenger RNA from Knipowitschia caucasica, 270 nucleotides. The record is from the annotation of a GenBank genome assembly. NCBI's taxonomy places the organism in Eukaryota, Metazoa, Chordata, Actinopteri, Gobiiformes, Gobiidae.
AUGGGAAAGAUCCCAGUACGGGAGCCACAGCACAUGCUCCUGCUGCGCUGUAGAUACGGGGGGGUAGUAAUGCUCCCAAUGCAGGCACGCUUGUUGUCACCGCGCGGUAAGGAUAAGCUCCAGACAUCGGAUCCACCGGGCGCACCACGUCCACGGGAACUGGAGAAGUCCCUCGACGUCCUACCACCAAGUGAGUCCAACUACCGCUGCACCACCCCGCACUGCCGCCAGGUAGGCCCGCAAGUUGUGUUCCUGUUCGCCCGCUGGUAA